CAUAUUUGCCUUGUGAAAAAAAAAACACAAACACAAACAAAAACCCUAAAAUACAUACAUACAUAUAUAGCUAGGGUUUCUAGAGAGAAACUAUAACAAAUAUUUAUAUAUAUAUAGAAAUAUGAGUAGCAUGUAUCAUCACCAUCAUCAUCAUCAUCUUUCAGGCAAGAACAUAAAUAUGCAUGUCUCUUCAUCUAAUAAUAAUUCUUCAAGAAACAUUCCUCCGGAAAGGCAUUUGUUUCUUGGCAACAACGGCGGUGGAGGUGGUGGUAGUGGUGGCGGUAGCCAUGGAGACGCGGGAUUAGUCCUCUCUACCGAUGCCAAACCCCGGCUUAAGUGGACUUCCGAUCUCCAUGAGCGGUUUGUUGAAGCUGUCAAUCAACUUGGAGGAGCUGACAAGGCUACUCCCAAAACUGUAAUGAAACUCAUGGGAAUUCCUGGACUCACAUUGUACCAUCUCAAGAGCCAUCUUCAGAAGUAUAGACUCAGUAAGAAUCUACAUGGACAAGUUAGUAGCCCAACCAAAAUUAGUACGGUUGGUGGGGGGCCAGUAGCUGAAAGAAUAUCAGAAACAAUGAGUGGAAAUCAUAUGAACAAUUUAAGCAUAAAUGGGCCUCAAACAAAUAACAACAGAGGUUUUCACAUAAAUGAAACACUACAAAUGCAAAUUGAAGUACAAAGAAGGCUCCAUGAACAACUAGAGGUUCAACGACACUUGCAGCUUCGAAUAGAGGCUCAGGGAAAAUACCUGCAGGCAGUGCUGGAGAAAGCUCAAGAAACACUCGGAAGACAAAACGUGGGAACUGUCGUGGGGCUUGAAGCCGCCAAAGUUCAACUCUCCGAACUUGUUUCCAAGGUAUCCACUCAAUGCCUCAACUCUGCUUUUGAAGCAACCCCACCACCAGAAUUAGCCUCGUGCCCUAACCCUAACCCUAACCCUAGCCCUGGUCGCGGCCGUGGUGAUUGCUCGGUAGAUAGUUGUUUGACAUUUGAGCAUGGAUCCCAAAAGGAUCAAGAAAUAGCACAUGGGAUUGUUUUGAGAGCUUAUAACAACAACAACAACAAUAAUAGUGCUACAACUACUACAUUUUUCGAGUCCAAAGAAGGUAAUAAUAACACUACUACUAUUACUACUCCAGAAUUACUAGAUCAAAACAACAUGUUUCUUAAGCAAGAAAGAAGAUUGUUUUCGAUCGAAAGAAAUGGGUUAUCGAUGAGCAUUGGAGGAAGUAAUAAUAAUAAUCAUCAUCAUCAUCAUCGCGAUAUUAGAUGGGACGACACUACUCGUGAUCAAGAUCGUCACAAAAGAUUUGUCAAAUUAGAUAAUAAUGAUGAAGAUGAUCAUGAUGAUGAUGAGAAUAAUAAUGAGAAGGUGUCUCGAUCAUCUUCUAUUGUUCCUGCUAAUUUCUUUGCAACAAAAGUACUUGAUCUGAAUACUCAUCACAAUGAUCAAAACGACUCCUCUUCUAAUUGCAAACAGUUUGAUUUGAAUGGUUUCAGCUGGAGCUAAGGGAGAAAUAUUAAUAGAGAGAAAGAUGUAGAUGUGAGAGAGUUUAAUUAAUUACUUCACCACAUGCAUGCAUGGUUUUAAUUAUAAUAUUUUUUGCAUGUACGUACUUAAAGAUUUUAUAAUUAAUUUCAUUAUUGAAAUUAUGGUUUCAUGA
Molecule: messenger RNA, 1664 nt
Organism: Cannabis sativa
Lineage: Eukaryota; Viridiplantae; Streptophyta; Magnoliopsida; Rosales; Cannabaceae
Product: myb-related protein 2
Exons: 6
Coding region: 122-1510 (462 amino acids)
Molecular function (GO): DNA-binding transcription factor activity; DNA binding
Source: RefSeq, a predicted model, not a curated record